Molecule: messenger RNA, 3148 nt
Organism: Durusdinium trenchii
Lineage: Eukaryota; Dinophyceae; Suessiales; Symbiodiniaceae
Source: the annotation of a GenBank genome assembly
UAGUCCUUUUUCAAUUUUUGCCAUGGCAUCCGAGCAGCUUCAUCGUUCGGGCAGCCGCCGGUUUCGACGGCCUGUUUGGACCGCUCCACCUACUUCAUUGAAAUCCCUGCAUGAUCCGUUGCUCAGGGGUGAGGCACUUCUUUCGCCCACUGUGCUGACAUCAACAGCGCACUUGCCAGGUUUGAAGAGCCAACCUCUUGCUCGAAUUGCGUCAGCACCAGCUUUCCCAGCAGCCGACCGGAAGCUCUGUUUGGAGCCUUUGAAUCAUCGACCUAGCACAAGUGGCAGCAGCGGUUUCUCAGACGAUAGAGAAGGCUCUGCUUUGGGAUCACGUUCCCAGAAGAGAGUGUCACAAAGCGUGGUGGACUUUGAACGAUCUCUGUCAAAGGACUUUCAAGGGCAUGUCGAUGCCGAGUCCUCACUGGAGCAGGCUUCCCAAACGCUUUCAGACCUGCCGCCACUUGAUCAGGGCUUGUCAUACCCUGCUCGGAAAGAGAACUUCAAGCGUGAACAGUUUUUUCUGAAGUUCGAGUCUGCACAAAGCGGGCGCGCUGGAAGUGCGGGCAAUGCCUCUACUGGGAACGAUGGGACUGAAUUCUUAGAGGCCGAGGAGCUUCAGGACGAGGAAACCUUUGUCAAGGAUUUGAGCGACCUUGAUCAUCACAUCCAGGACCUGGCGAAGAGCAUUCUUUUUCAGCAUCUUGAGCGUGCCAGCAUCGAAGAGCGAGCCGCAGCCAAGGCUGAGGAGGCACGCCGCAGGCGCGAGGCGGAGCUUCGACGCGCCCGGAAGAAAGAGCAGAUGGCCAGGGAUCCAAAGAGGAAGGUGGCCUUGAAGAUCGAGAACAAGAGGCGGUUCUCGACCGAGGAGGAGGACAGCGGUGGACAAAAGAAGCACCACUCAAUCCCUUUGAGAUACUAUGAGGUCUACGGGGAGAAGGGCUCUGAAAAAAUCAAUAUCGUCGACAUUCUGAAGAUCCAGAGCCAGUGCGAAAUGCUCAACGAAAGUGGCGGUGUGGAUCAAAUGUUGGACUCUCGCCACCGUUCUGAGAAGCUUCAGAGGGCACUGACCUUCACUGGAAAGGAGAAGAGCUCUGAGGCCUUAGAUGCUUCUUUGUUCCAGUCUGAAAUCCCUGCAGAUCUCAGCAGGGAGGAGCGCGCAAUCCAACUACGCAAGGAUAAAUAUCUCAACCACCUCAUUGACAAGAUGAGCAGGCUGAGGAGUGAGUGGAAAUACAUGCUUCCCUUUGACCUGGAUCUGGCCAGCUCGGGUUUCACGGAUGCUACUGGCGAGAGGAUUUCUGUGUCUGACUUAUGCGCCAAGAAUCCAAAGGCCGCGCAGAAGUUCCUCAAGGAGAUCUCCAGCCUCAUUGGCCAAAGAAUACAGGCCUAUGGCGGCCGGCAGCGUGGCAUUGUCGGUGGGCACAACAUCUUGGAUGCCUUGGGUGGCUCCAAGGAUCCAACGUCAUCCGACCACAUCGAAAGCCCUUUGGAAAGACAAUUGUCCAAGAGGAAGACACUUCAGGCGAUCAUGGAGCGAAGUGCCACUUUGAAAGCCAGAAAUCGAAGGAGAUGGUCAGUUGUCAAGGCCGUUGUGCAGUGGCUAGUGCUCCACUUCCGUCAGAAGCGCCUUCACACGUCCGCAGACAUUUGCAUCUUGGUCAUCAGACAGCUCGGUGAGUGGUCACGGAUCAGGAGAGCAAUGAAAGGCUUUGUAGACAAUGUCACGCUCCUGCAGCGCUGGUGCAAAAGAUUCCUGACGGUGAAAAGGCGUCGCUGCUCUCAACUGGAGAAGGAUUGGGACAGGUACGAAGAUCACCAUCUCCAACACUUCUUCAGGAAAAAUGCGCAAGCAAUCAUCCAGGAGCAAAAAGACUUGGCUGCCGAAACGGCAUCUACCAAAAAACAGCCCUACAAAGGCCUGGUCUCCGGAAAGAACAAGCGCGACAAGCAGGCAUUGAUCAGCCAGCUAGAGCAAGGUGUUGCUGGAGGUGAUAUCUCAAUAGACUUUCGGAUCUACAAGAUCCCAGCGCCAGAAAGGCGAGCGGUCAUCAAUAGAUGGUACAUGGUGACGUUGAGGAACCAUGUGCGAUCUGAACAAACCAUGGCAAUGACGAUCAGAGAGAUGCUUGCAGCGGAGAGGGAGCUGGAGCGCUUCGUGAAGACGUUCGGCACGCACACUAUCCAGGCUCCACCGAAGCCAACCGAAGAGGAGGUGGCCGAAAUCAAAAAACUCAAGACCAAAGCUAGCGAUGACUUCAACAGCUUACGUCUUGGCGCAAAGCUGAAAAACGAUUGGUACCGGCUGUCCGAGGAGUUCGUGAUUCGGUGUGUUGCUGUGGCAGCGCAGGCAAUGGAGAAUGUGCGCCCUUUCAAUGACCACCCUGCCAAUAGAGGCUUGACCAGCAGGCCCAUGACUGUCCCGUAUGAUGAGUCGCAGGCCGACAGGCGACCUUUUGCAACAGCAGUCGUGAGAGCCUCGGCAAGGCCCGUGGAUCUGGGCCGCUUAGGCAACAAAACCCUGAAAGCUCGUGCCUCGAAGGCAUGCCGCUUGGAUGAAGAAGCAAUCACCACCCGUGCCACUGGGGCUCGAGGAAGCAUUGAUGCCCGGGCCAAGACUUCACCCGAGUCCGGACUUCUGCAGCUAGGUUCGCAUGGUCAAGACAUUGAGGACUUGCUGAAGGCUUUGACGCCAAGACUGCGCCAAAUCAGUGAAGCACAGAACUUGGAAUAUAGGCUCAGCAAGGGAAAGGAGGACAAGGAGGAGAAGAAUGAAGCCGAAGCAUGAAGGAUGUUCCUUUUCGAGCUUUGUUAAGUUCCAGUGUGGUGGUAUAGAUGCUAAUUUGUCAGAACCCUUGCCUUCUGAUGUUGAUUGAAUCCCCAGAGUCAGAGUCAGAAAGGAUACGUUGACAUUGACAAGAUGAUUCCCAAUACGGUGUGAUCCACACCGAAGUUGAGCCCAUGCCCCAAAGGGGCGGGCUGCAGGGCUGAACCAGGGCCGAAUCUAAUGAGGCGUUGAUGGCAAUCUGAGAAACAGAGCGAAAGAGUCUAUUUUGGCGGUGCAGCCAGUGGCAACUGUUAAGACUGCAAUUUCAUGAUUGGCGCAGGCGUGUGACAGCGGCCAAGGCAAGUGAAGCAAAGAUGAAGCAGG